Molecule: messenger RNA, 879 nt
Organism: Galleria mellonella (greater wax moth)
Lineage: Eukaryota; Metazoa; Arthropoda; Insecta; Lepidoptera; Pyralidae
Gene: NP15.6
Product: NADH dehydrogenase [ubiquinone] 1 beta subcomplex subunit 11, mitochondrial
Exons: 1
Coding region: 149-580 (143 amino acids)
Source: RefSeq, a predicted model, not a curated record
AUUUCAUUUUUUUUUCUACCAAUACUACCAAAACUACUGAUGGUUUCGUAAUCUUUCCGAAAUAUAAAAUUGAUUAACAGAUUAUUUUUAAGCGAAUUUUCAACUUCCAAAAGAAGAGAGAGAAGAUACGUAAAUUUCAUUUUCAGCUAUGGCUGCCAUAAUUAAACUUCGACACAUACCAGUGAUGCAAAGGUGUGUAUGGAAUCACAUGAACAGAACAAUCCGAAAUAUAUCUACAUCUAAAAAGAAUAGUGAUACUGCUACAACUGCUUGUGAUACUAGUGAAAAAGAUAAAAACUGGGUGAGCUACGGUUUCGACUACACUAGCAAAGAAGAAGAUACAAAUGCACAUCACUCUUCGUUCUUCUUCUCCGUAUCCCUAUGUUUGGUUUUUGGUGGUUUCCUCUGGGCUUAUUCUCCUGAUAUGCACAUGAGAGAUUGGACUCAACGUGAAGCAUUUUUGGAAUUACGCCGUCGUGAAAAAGCUGGUUUGCCACCUAUAGAUCCCAAUUAUAUCAAUCCAAAGUCAGUGAAACUACCAUCAGAAUCGGAAUUAGCCGAUGUUGAAAUUAUUAUCUAAAUUUUACUGUGUUCCAUAUUAAAUAGAUAAUGUAGGUGAACUUUUACAUUUGUAGCUUUGUAAUAUUUAUUUCAACAGCCCUAUCUGCCAUUCUGAUGAGUGGCUUUCAAAUAAUACAUCAGUUUAAAAAACAUACUUGAUAUAUUUUUACCAAUUAUUUGUUUUUCAGUUCUAAAGAGUUUUGAUAUUCAGAAUAUGCUUAUUUGUUUUUGGUAUAAUAAUUUCAAUACAAAUUUAUACAAUAUGUAUUUAAAUGUAUAUAAAUUAGCAAUAUAAAUUAAAAGUGAUUACAUUCACAA